This is a messenger RNA of Erpetoichthys calabaricus (reedfish), 538 nucleotides long. RefSeq lists its product as uncharacterized. NCBI's taxonomy places the organism in Eukaryota, Metazoa, Chordata, Cladistia, Polypteriformes, Polypteridae. The transcript has 3 exons. The record is from RefSeq and is a predicted model, not a curated record. The coding region runs from base 163 to 477 and encodes 104 amino acids.
UUGGCUAUGUCCAGUGAAUUUUGGGGUUCACUGGAUGCUUCUGGUAUAUUGUUUUUGGUUCUUUUUGCAUGUUUUCAUUUAAUUAUGUUGUAGAAGAGGAGAAAAAUAUUUCAAAGUACAGUUAAUGUUGUUUGUGUAUGUGCAACAUUUUAGAUUGUCACCAUGUCAGAGAAGGUCAUCUGUCUCAUUGAUCCAGAGGGAAAGGAAGGCCGCUAUGAUCGAAAGAUUCAACGUAGCUGGAGGAACUUUCUAAGACUUAAAGGAUAUGAUGAUGGGGGUGAAUGGCAGUUCCAGACAUUGGAGCACAACAAGCAGAAAGACUCCCACAGUUGUGGAGUUCUGCUAUUGAAAUUUGCAGAGAACUACCUCACAAAAGGAGGGCUAAUGGAUGUGUUAACCAGUGAGUCUGCCAUGAGAACUGCAAGGAUGGACAUAGCCUGUGCUCUCCUUGAAUACAGAGGUAAUACAACGAUAUGAUUCACAUACAGUAAUAUAUUUUAUCAUACAGCUCAUAAGGAUUCUUCUGCAAAAGUUCUGU